AUGAACUUAACUAAUAGUUAUGAGUAUGAUUUCAGUAUUGGUACUGAUUAUAUGUCCACUCUGGGUAUUGGUAUUUAUGGUUUACCUUUAUCAUAUGAUGAUGCUGAUUCAAGUAAGGAACGUAGAGAAGCCGAUAGACGCUUCAAUAAUAAGAGUGAUCUUCUUGAAUCCAUUGAGAGAGAAAAUGAACAAAAGGAAAAUAAUCCGGCUGUAGGUCCCAAACAGUUUGAGGAUGCUAUGGAUUAUAUUCGUCCGUUCAUUAAAGACAAUCAAGAUAUUCCUAAGGGUUCGUUUUGUACUAUACCUGAAAGUGUUGUAUGUUUGGACACUCCAGAAAAUGCUACGGCGUUCAGAAGCCCUUAUCCCAUUCCUUACAAGAUGCAAGGUGUAGUGGAUGAACAGGAAUACUGGCAAAGAAUUGGGGAAGCACCAGAAAGUAUCAAAGACAUCAACAAAGCCAAUAAAAGAUUAUUGAAGGAUAUGAAAGUCGUAAAUUCCAUACCCAAAGAAAAGUCAGGUAUAAAAAGAAAGAACUAUGCAAAGACAGCUUUGCAAAAGAAGAAACGCAGUAAGGUCUAA
Phycomyces blakesleeanus NRRL 1555(-) is the source of this 579-nucleotide messenger RNA. RefSeq lists its product as hypothetical. The transcript has 2 exons. The coding region runs from base 1 to 579 and encodes 192 amino acids. The record is from RefSeq and is a predicted model, not a curated record. Lineage: Eukaryota; Fungi; Mucoromycota; Mucoromycetes; Mucorales; Phycomycetaceae.